CCUCGUUACCAGCCAGCCAGCGAGCUCGCCUGGCGCUGCCGCCUGCCUGCCGUUCCAACCGCUCGUGACGCGUUCGCUCUCCUCGACAGGACCAACUCGUUUUAGUCGCAGGAUAGUGCUCUGCCCUCGCGUACUUGGACGGUCUGUCGCGGCCGCUCUUCUAGCCGCUCUCUAGCCGUAGAUCUUCGGCGCACGCUACGCCAAGCAAUUGUUGAUCUCGACGCAUAUAAAGUGUGCAGAUAACAUGUUGUCAUAGUUACCGAACGCCGGCUAGUGUAAUAAUAGGUGCUGUGCUAAUAUAGAUUAUGCACGUAUGUGACACGCUUCUUUGGAUUGAGAUGUUUUAUGGCCUGUCGACGCAAACGUGCUGCUGAAAUCACCGAUUGAAUUCCAGCCGUCGUCGAUCGGAAACAAUACAUCCUGCUAUAAAUUGCGAACUCUUCAACAGUGCUCCAGUGUUACUCGUGGUUUCAAAUUGAAGCGAAAGAUAGUACAGUGAGGAUCUCUUCUUAGUUCGCGAACUAAUUGUGCAUUAAGCGCACGUUCAGCCGAUAGGAACUCUGGUCAUUUAAGAGGAGCUACCAUAAACAAUGGGUUGCUUUGGCAGUAAGGAUAAACUGUCCAAAGAGGACAUGGACUUUCUAAAGACCCACACACGCUACGAUGAGACGACAAUUAAGGAGUGGUAUAAAGGGUUUAAGCAAGAUUGUCCAAAUGGUCGUCUAACGCCAGCUAAAUUCGUGGAUAUGUACAAGAUGUUCUUCCCCUCGGGUAACGCAGAAGAAUUCUGUGAUCACGUGUUUCGCACUUUCGAUAUGGAUAAAAAUGGAUACAUCGACUUUAAGGAGUUUCUACUCGCGAUCGAUGUGACGUCGAGCGGCACACCCGAGGAAAAACUCAAGUGGGCAUUCCGCAUGUACGACGUUGACGGCAACGGCGUCAUCGACAUCCAGGAGAUGACCAAGAUUGUACAGGCGAUUUACGAUAUGCUCGGCGCGUGUUCGUCCAAUCGACCGGCCGACUCGGCCGAGGAACGCGCCAAAAACAUCUUCGCCAAAAUGGACGAGAACAACGACGGGCAAUUGACGCAAGACGAAUUUCUCAAAGGUUGCCUUCAGGACGAGGAGCUGUCGAAAAUGUUGGCACCUUAAAUCCAAACAGAUAAUCAUGAAGCGCAUUUUAAAACUAACUCCAUCGCAUUUAAACCCUACUACUUUGUAAGAAACAAACAAACUGCAUUUGACGCUCUCACUGUUAAGGUUGAUUUAUAUUUUAAUUUAACUAAUAACGUCAGAAUCAUGAACUGUCGUGCCAUAUUUUAUUAAAGAAUAUUUAGUAUUACUGAACGGGUAACAAGGAGCAGUAGACACACACAUGACGUCGUAAACCAAACAAAAGACCGAACCUAAUUAAUUUGAAAAUUAAAAACAUUUUCCGCAUUGUGUCCAACUGAUAUCAAGUAAAGAGCACACACAUACAUACUCAUACACAUAAAUGCGCGCACAUAUAACAUUUAACAGAAUGGUACGAAAAUCAAUAAGGUGUAAAAACAGCUUCGAUAGAAAAUAGACACGGGGGGAAUGGAAGAAUGCAAGCCAAAGCAAGCAGGCAGGACGCGUGUUGAAUGAAACAGGACAACCACAUGCACACAAUAUCUAUCCGCGCGGGCGGACUUUGAAUAUCCGCCGGUUAUCGGCAAAAGUACGGACCGGAAUUUCCUAAACAUGUCACACACGCCAUCGCCGCGCCGUCACCCUCACGCGCGCGCACCCUCGGGCUUUGCGUUCCCGCCGCAUCAAUCCCAAUAGGUUCUUCGCAAAUCUGUUGCACAACAAAACGUUUCGUUCGUGAUACUGGACGUGUUUACAUAGAUGUCAUGCAAAUACAUAAACAAAUACGAUUCUAGUCUAAAUAGGUGUGUCCAAGUAUAGAGGAUGAUAGGCGCGCUUGUAAUCGCAAAUAUUUAGACGCAACGAUGAAAUCCUUUCCACUGAACAGAUUGGCAGACGUCGAAGACUAAAAAAACUAGCAAAUUAUCAGAGCAUUAACAUUCAACCAAAAUUUCGAUGUGUGUGUAUAAUAUAAAUGGGUAAACUUAACGUACACGUAUUUGACAUACUUGUAAGCAUUAAGCAUAUCAAAUUCGAUUGUGUGGAUGGUCAUUCGAUGUGUAAUUAAAAUUCAUGGACGUAACAUUUCGAACAAUGCAAUAGUGGACCAGUGUUAUGGAUUAGGAUAUGGUGUGCUGAUUUGAUUUCGAAUAAUAUUUGCUUUUAUUUUUAUUCAGAAGUCUUAUACUUUGUUUGGAGUAGAGUAGUUUCAUGCGUCGUCGUAAAAUAUGCAACACUGUUGGAUCAACUAUGUUAAACUUGUUUGUUAUUACUAUUUUUGCUUUAUUCUAAUUUCUUUUAAUUAUUGUGUCUAAUUUGUAAUUUUGCCAGUUUCUUCCAUCAUGGGUAAAUUAAAUUCUUUAUAUCAGUUAAAAUAAAUCUUCAUAUUUAUGGAGAAUAAAAUAGGGCCUGUCCUUAUUGUCAAGUAUAGCUUACAACAGUGGUGCAUAUUAUUUUCGUUUCGUGCUUGCAACUACUCUAUAGGACGAAGGGUCAAAUUUGGAUAACCAGCGAAACCAGGCUACCAAUUUUAUAUAGUCACUCUAGUAGAACACUCGAUGGCAUAUGAAGCAUCCGAAUUGAAAGCGUAUGACAAUUACAUUUUAAGAGAUUUAAGAGAAUCAUUCAGUUUUAUCAGAGGAUAGUAGCCACAUCAUGAACUAGCACAAAGAGCAAAGAAACCGCAUUUUACUAUUUAUAUAAACGUGUAAUAUUUAAUUAAAACAAAUUACAUAGGUGUUUUUACGAAUUUAAUGAAUACCAUUGCAUUUUACAUUAAAAUACAUCAAUGGAUAUAUUUAUUAGCAAACUGAUUCAACACAUGAUCGCAAGUCACCUUCACUAAUAUCAAAUAAUUGCAAACACACCAAUUAAACAUACCUUAACAUAAUCGUAGCGAAUAUUUGCAAGAAUCGUCGAAGUAUGUAUAAUAUCACAAUCAAUCGAUGAUGCGAUUCUCUCCCUAUUUUUCAUCGACAUACAUAUCUUACUUAUACCUAAAACUAUCUUUAACUAUUGACAUUUACGAUAGCGCACGUUUAUUGAUUACAUUUUUGUACUCCGCUCUUUCUUGCAUCCAUCAAAAUUGUGGUCCUAAAUUAAAUUGAAAAGUUUGUUAAGCAUGUGAAGCCGCGUUGAGUUAUCAGAAAACGGUCCAAAAUUUCAAAAUCGAAUUCUGUUUAUAUCAUUAUUUAUUUCACUUUGAUAACAUUUUGUAUAAGUGGAGUUAUUGUUCUUAAAGAAAACAAUUAAAAAGGUCCAAGAAUAAUCUCUUAAAUCUAAACUAACUAAAUCUUCUAACAAGAGUUCUAACUACGUUUUCGUAAAAGAUUUGACUUAAAAAUUGAUGAAUUAAUAGAAAAUUAAAGUAAACACACUUAAAUGAUGAUGCUAUUUAGUCGAAACCCUAAUUCAUAUUUUUCUACUUGCACAUACUGUACGAUAAAUAUAUACAUAUUACGAUUAAUACUACAUACUAAACCUAAUUAAUUAACGUAUCUACUUAUAAUUGUAAUUGAGAACAACAUGAGAAACACAAACUUCAAUUUAAACUUAAUGAUGUUUAUAAUAUUAACACUCGGAAACUGAGAGCCAUAAAACGUAUAAACGUUACUUUUUAAUCAAUAAUUAUUAUCUAAACAAAUUGUUCUUAUUAUGCGUAAAUAAUAAAUGUAUAACGUCAAACGUUGAACAGUUUCGAACUAAUAUCAUAAGAAAGUGACAUAGCUGUUAAUUUUACUUGAAUUUGAAGUUAUAUUGUAUACUUAUUAUAUUAUGUACCAUGUUAUGUUAUUGCUAUUAUUACGUAUUUAAGUGAUGAUAAUACAUGAUUAAUUAUUAUUAUUAUUAUUAUUCAAUGAUAUACAUUGAAAUAUGAGAUUUGUAACAGAGUGUAAAGAAAACUAAUCGGCGCAUCUUUCUAGUGCGAAGCAAUCCUGAUGACUUGUAAUAAUUGUCAAUUAAAAACGAAUACCAAAACAUGAAAUCGACCAAGGGAAUCCACAUAUUAAGGGAAAACGUAAUCAAAUUUUAGCGGAUGCUUAACCAUCAGCUGAAAGAAGCCGAUUAGUUUUGCUAAUUUUAGUCGUUGUAGAAUGACAUACAAAAACAGAUAUAAUAAGCUAAGUAAGGCAAGUGAAGCAGCUAACUAAUAUCGUCGUUGUAGGUACUCUAAACAAACAUGGAAAAAAUACAAAAAUAUCACAUUUUAUCAAUAUCAA
Dalotia coriaria is the source of this 4330-nucleotide messenger RNA. RefSeq names its product neuronal calcium sensor 2. The record is from RefSeq and is a predicted model, not a curated record. Gene Ontology annotation, molecular function: calcium ion binding. The coding region runs from base 591 to 1151 and encodes 186 amino acids. Lineage: Eukaryota; Metazoa; Arthropoda; Insecta; Coleoptera; Staphylinidae. The transcript is spliced from 5 exons.